This is a messenger RNA of Miscanthus lutarioriparius, 1575 nucleotides long. The record is from the annotation of a GenBank genome assembly. NCBI's taxonomy places the organism in Eukaryota, Viridiplantae, Streptophyta, Magnoliopsida, Poales, Poaceae.
AUGUCCGCCGCGGUGACGGCGCCGCCCUGCCACAGCCGGCCGUCCCCUCUCAACCCCAACUCGAGGGCCACGCCGUCGCCGAGCAGCAACGGCAAGCCCAACGCGGUCUCCACGACAAGGAGGCACCUCGCCAACCUCGACCGCCUCCUCGUCAAGUCGCCACCGCUCCCGCUCCCGCUGCCGCCGCAGCACAGGAAACUGCCAGUAACCGAGGUGCCACGCGACGGGGAGGCCACCCCCGACGACCGCAGCGGCCACGGCGGGCUCCUCAACGCGCUGAACCUGUCCACGUUCCUGCCCUUCACGCGGAAGGCAGCCGUGGACGAGAUGUCCCCGCGCAGCCUGGCGUACAUGCAGCGCCUCCUCACGCUCUCCCCGCGGCUGUCACCCAAGGGCUCCAUCGCGGCCGAGUGGCGGAGGUACCACGGCGAGGGCGGGUGGGAGGGCCUCCUCGACCCGCUCGACCACAACCUGCGCCGCGAGCUCCUCCGCUACGGCGACUUCGUGCAGGCCGCCUACACGGCGUUCCACUCCAUGCCGUCGGCGGCGGAGGCCGCGUCCAACGACCACCACCACACACUCGUGCUCCCGGACCGCUCGUACCGCCCCACGCGCAGCCUCUUCGCCUCGUCAUCGCUGUCCAUCCCGCCGUGGGCGCAGCGGCGGUCGGCGCCCAACUGGCUCACGCAGCGCACCAGCUUCGUCGGCUACGUCGCCGUCUGUGACAGCGAGCGGGAGGUCCGUCGCAUGGGCCGCCGCGACAUAGCCAUCGUGCUACGUGGCACCGCCACGUGCCCUGAGUGGGCCGAGAAUCUCCGCGCCAGCCUCGUGCCGCUCACGGCGGACGACGACGCGUCGUCCGCGCCCAAGGUGGCAAAGGGGUUCCUGAGCCUAUACAAGACGCCAGGAGACCACGUGCCCAGCCUCUCGGCCGACAUAGUGGACGAGGUGAAGCGUCUCAUGGAGGUGUACAAGGGCGAGGAGCUCAGCAUCACAAUCGUCGGACACAGCCUUGGCGCGUCGCUGGCCCUCCUCGCUGCCGACGAGCUUAGCGCUUGCCUGGCUGCUGACACAGACGGCACCACGGAUCACCGGCCGCCGCCGCCGAUCGCCGUGGUCUCCUUCGGUGGCCCCAAGACCGGAAACCGCGCGUUCGCGGAGCGGCUGCAGCGCGAGCGCGGCGUGAACGUCCUGCGGGUGGUGAACGCGGGCGACGUGGUGACUCGCGUGCCGGCGCCGAUUGCCUCGGAAGGGUAUGUGCACACGGGUGGAGCUGAGCUGAGACUGCACAACAGCGACUCGCCGUGCCUGCGCCCCGACGCGGGGCCAGCGUGCUGCCACGACCUGGAGGCGUACCUACACCUUCUGGACGGGUUCGCCGGCUCCGGGCGGCCGUUCCGCCACGACGCGAGCCGCAGCGUGGCGCGGCUGCUGACAUACCAGCGGCCCAACGUGAAGCGUGCGUACGUGGAGCGCGCCCGGAUGCUCGGGUUCGAGCCGGCCUCGCCCAGGACCGCCACCGCCACCGGCGCCGCCGCCGACGGCCAGUACGGCUACCUGGCCAGCCCCACAUGA